CUAACCACUACUAAUCAGAAAACAUCGUAUAUACAUACAUACAGGAUAAUUAUUGCCUGCAAUUUUAUUCUGGCGGAAGUUUGUAGGCAUUCGUUUUUAUUUUCGUAUCAUCAUAGGGAGACGAGUAGUAAAUUUGCCUGCAUUGGAUUGAAUGGUCAUAUAGUCCCCGCGAAAUCACUAAAAAAAAGACUGAUACCAUUACAUUUGUUACUUCGAAUUCGGAAAUGAUCAUACAAAUUAGUAACGAUCUAAUAAAAUAAGAAGUGCUUUACGAAAACGUUUGCAAUUUCAAAAAUACAUAAAAUUGUGGAUAUAAUGCCGUUGGCAACUCUAACGGCUCCUUGGACAGAGCAUCAUACAAAUGAAAAGCAAAGUAUGGAAAUUCUUCCGGCUGAAAAUCAAGAAGAAACAACUCCAGGAAAUUUAAUUGAAAGAUCAAAUGGUUGCUCGGAAUCUCAUGAAAUUGAAGUACGUGACAUGACAAGGGAUGGUUACGAAAAAGCUGAACCUUCUCACUUUGAAUUACUAAAAGUCCUUGGCCAAGGAUCUUUUGGCAAGGUAUUUUUAGUAAGAAAGGUCGUUGGAAAAGAUAAUGGGACUUUAUACGCUAUGAAAGUCUUAAAGAAGGCGACUUUAAAAGUUCGCGAUAGAGUCAGAACCAAAAUGGAGAGAAACAUAUUGGUGGAUGUGGAACACCCAUUUAUCGUUGGACUGCAUUAUGCGUUCCAAACCGAAGGAAAACUUUAUUUAAUUCUAGAUUUUUUAAGAGGUGGUGAUCUCUUUUCCAGAUUGUCUAAAGAGGUAAUGUUUACAGAAGAUGAUGUUAAAUUUUAUUUGGCUGAGCUAGCACUCGCAUUGGAUCAUAUACAUAAACUCGGAAUUAUUUAUCGGGAUUUGAAGCCCGAAAAUAUAUUGUUGGAUACAGAAGGACAUAUAUCUUUAACGGAUUUUGGCUUAAGCAAACAACCUUUAGACGAUUCGAAAGCAUAUUCAUUUUGUGGCACUGUUGAAUAUAUGGCACCGGAAAUUGUCAACAGAAAAGGACACACUUUUACAGCGGAUUGGUGGAGUUUUGGUGUCUUAAUGUUUGAAAUGCUGACAGGCGCACUACCGUUCCAAGGUGCUAAUCGUAAAGAAACGAUGACGCAAAUUUUGAAAGCUAAACUUGGAAUGCCACACAAUCUUUCAUCAGAAGCGCAAGCACUUUUGAGAGUAUUGUUCAAGAGAAAUCCAGUAAAUCGCCUUGGAUCUGGUGGAGUGGAAGAAAUUAAAAAUCAUAUUUUCUUUGCUACCAUUGAUUGGGAUGCUCUUUAUAAAAAGGAAAUAAAACCGCCAUUUAAGCCAGCUGUUAGGGAAGAUGAUGCGUUUUACUUUGAUAACGAAUUUACCUGUAAAACACCUAAAGAUUCUCCCGGAGUACCACCUAGUGCAAACGCUCACGAAUUAUUUCGCGGAUUCAGUUUUGUUGCACCAUGUUUACUCGCGGAUGCGGAUCACGUUAUGUCUUCCGAAUAUAGAAAUUACGAUAACAUUAGUGCCAUUUUUCCGGCUUAUGUUAAUCCUGUUUCUAUAACUGACGAAUAUGAAUUUAAACACGAAAUUGGCAGAGGAAGCUACAGUGUGGUAUACUUGGCUAUUCAUAUAGCAUCCAAAAUGGAAUAUGCUGUAAAGGUGAUUGAGAAAUCGAAACGAGAUUCGACGGAGGAAAUAGAAAUUCUAUUACGAUACGGCAGGCAUCCCCAUAUUGUAACAUUGAGAGCGGUUCAUGAAGACGAUAAACGAGUAUAUCUUGUAUUAGAACUUUUACGCGGUGGCGAACUCCUCGAUCGUUUACUACAGAGACGAAAUUUUACCGAAAGAGAAGCCGCUGAAGUCAUUUACACUGUUACAAGUGUGGUACAUUAUCUUCAUGAAAACGGAGUUGUUCAUAGAGACUUGAAGCCAUCAAAUAUCCUUUAUUCAAAACCUGGUGGUGACCCAACGACGCUUUGUAUAUGUGAUCUUGGUUUUGCGACACAAUUACGAGCAGAGAACGGUUUGCUAAUGACGCCUUGUUACACAGCCAACUUUGUAGCACCCGAAGUGUUGAAACGCCAAGGAUAUGACGCAGCGUGUGACAUUUGGUCACUUGGAGUUUUGCUAUACAUCAUGUUAGCUGGGUAUACACCUUUCCGUAAUAAUCCAGGAGAUAGUGCAAACGAUAUAUUAGAUCGUAUUGGUUCAGGAUACAUAGAUGUGGAAAGUGGGAUAUGGUGUCAUAUUUCCAGUGAAGUUAAAGAACUGGUUAAAAGAAUGUUGCACUUGGAUCCUACUCGAAGACCUACAGCGGCUAUGAUUUUAAAAUAUUCAUGGAUUGUAAAUCGACAUCGCAUUCCUCCAAAAGUAUUGCCGGAUGGGCCGGAUGUUAUCAAAGAUCCACAUAGCCUGAAGAUGGCAGUUGCAGAAACAUACAAAGUAAUAGCAAGUAGUCCGAGAUCGCCACACAUUGGUCCAGUUGUUAUGUCCGAAUUGGCACGUCGUAGAACACGAGGCAAAUCUAGUGGUCUCACCCAAGUUUAACUUUAACAUCUGUUGAUAGAUUUAACUUUUAUCUCAUAGUGGAGAAAUUUAGGAUUACAAAAUCAUGUUAAAAGUACAAGCAAAAGUAGUUUAAAGUGCCCAUAUUGUAAAUAAUGUUCACAUAUCAUCGUGCAAAGUAUAUAACAGAACGUUUAUGACAGUGAA
Molecule: messenger RNA, 2724 nt
Organism: Solenopsis invicta (red fire ant)
Lineage: Eukaryota; Metazoa; Arthropoda; Insecta; Hymenoptera; Formicidae
Gene: S6kII
Product: ribosomal protein S6 kinase 2 beta
Exons: 13
Coding region: 316-2559 (747 amino acids)
Biological process (GO): protein phosphorylation; intracellular signal transduction
Molecular function (GO): ATP binding; ribosomal protein S6 kinase activity; magnesium ion binding
Source: RefSeq, a predicted model, not a curated record